GACUUACUUUUGGCAGUAAUAAAAACAUGUGCUUUAAUAUAAAUUUUAUUCUGUUCUAUUUUGUUUCAUUUUUGCAGUGCUGAGAAUCAAACCCAAGACUUGAGCAUGCUAGGCAAGCACUCUUGAUUAUUGUUUUAUAGUUUAGCAGAUUUUUUAAAUCAGUUUAAAAUAAUGGAGCCUGAAACCGAGGGGCCACCACCAAUAAUCCACGUGACACCUCUUCAGCAAAUGCUUGCCUCUUGUACUGGAGCUAUAUUGACAUCACUGAUGAUGACACCACUGGAUGUUGUUAAAAUUCGACUGCAAGCCCAGAAAAACCCAUUCCCCAAAGGAAAGUGUUUUGUAUACAGUAAUGGACUCAUGGAUCAUAUGUGUGUCUGUGAAGAUGGGAACAACAAAGCAUGGUAUAAGAAGCCAGGAAAUUUCCAGGGAACAUUGGAUGCCUUUUUAAAAAUUCUUCGAAACGAGGGCAUUAAAUCGCUGUGGAGUGGCCUCCCUCCUACUCUAGUGAUGGCAGUUCCUGCCACUGUUAUUUAUUUUACCUGCUACGAACAAUUAAGUGCUUUUUUGAGAGCAAAAUUAGGAGAAAAUGAAACCCGAAUUCCAAUAGUUGCUGGGAUUGUUGCCAGAUUUGGUGCAGUAACAGUGAUAAGCCCAUUAGAGUUGAUCAGAACUAAGGUACAGUCCAAGAAGUUUUCUUACAAGGAACUACAUCGAUUUGUGAGCAUGAAAGUGUCUGAAGAUGGUUGGAUCUCCCUUUGGAAGGGCUGGGCCCCUACUAUUCUUAGAGAUGUGCCUUUCUCAGCAAUGUACUGGUAUAACUAUGAAAUUUUAAAGAAGUGGUUGUGUGAGAAAUCUGGUUUAUAUGAACCGACAUUUAUGAUCAACUUUACUUCAGGGGCAUUGUCUGGUUCUUUUGCAGCUGUUGCAACUUUACCAUUUGAUGUGGUGAAAACACAGAAACAGACACAACUUUGGACUCACGAAAGUAGAAAAUCUCCUGUGCCUUUCCAUUUGUCAACCUGGGCUAUAAUGAAGAACAUUGUUUCUGAAAGUGGAUUUUCCGGGUUGUUUACAGGUCUGAUUCCUCGAUUAAUUAAAAUUGCUCCUGCUUGUGCCAUUAUGAUCAGCACAUAUGAAUUUGGAAAGGCUUUUUUCCAGAAACAAAAUGUUGAAAGGCAGUAUAAUUCUCUAGAUGGACUUUUGACUAGAAAUGUCAACCAGAGCCAAGUAAGAUGAAGAUUGAUAGGCAAGAUGGAAUUUUUACCAUUAUUCUCUUACAGUGUGACUUUCUCUGUUUUCCCUAUAAUUUAAAUGAAUAAUAAGUUUUUAGUCUACCUCUAAACCAUAAUCCUAGUUUUAAUUUUUUGGGAUUUUAAAACAUAAUCCAGAAGCUGCGGCCAUUUUGUACUCUUGCAGAGAAAUUGCUCCUUAGGAGAAAAAGAAGUUUCUGAGUAUAUACAGCAUUUCAUAUUUCAGUGUAAGGUAACCUGGGAAUGUGGCAACGCCUCAGAGUACUUUGGAUUAUGAACUGAAUGAUGCAGCCUAGAGAAUGGAGUUCAGUCUCAUGCAUAGUCAGAUCACACACAUUGGCAUUUCAGUAAAGAGUGGAAGGAGCUGUCAAAUGGCAUUGUCCUCAUUCCCCAGAUGGUAGCCUGUGACUUCCCUAAUUCAAGUGCAUGGUGUUCCCUCUCUGCUGCUACUGCUUUAAGGCUUCGUGUAGCUUGGAAUUUCUCCCAUGAAAGGUGUAGGCACCUUAUCUGUAUGAACCAAAGUAUAAUUAUUUAUACGCCGUGGCUCUUGACAUUGUAAAUCUACCAACCCUUACCUAAUGUUUCUGUUGGGAGCAUAUUUUCACUGAUGAUAGUAAAUGUAUAUUCACUCAAAUUUGGAUCUGCAGUAGAAAGCCAUGCUGUAUGUAGACUAGUGAAAAUAAAUAGUUUUGGGUGCAGGAAUGUGCUUUUACCUAGCUUGUCUUCCAAGUGUCAUUGUUCUUUAGGUCAGUUCUGCAACUUUUUCUAAUAAAAUCAACAUACUCUAGCCUAAAGGCCAAAAUAUAAAGCAAUACAAAAAUUUCAACUCUUUUAUGUAGUAUCCCCAAAUGAUGCUGCUCCAAGUGGAAAAUCCCGCACCUUCCCUUGGUUGACAGCAUUCAGAAUGUAGGUGCAGAAACGUUACUUGCAUUGUCUUCAGGCUGUUUGUAUAAACUGUACAUGAAACACAUGAAUAUAUUUAUCACUAAGUAGGAAUGAGAUUUUUAAAAAUUAGAUGCAUUUGCUUUUUGUGUAUGUUUAUGUAUAUAUGAAGGUCAGGGGAAAACUUUCAAGAGUUAGUUCUCUCCUUCCACCAUGUGUGUCUUCGGUUUUGAACUAAGGUCCCCAGGCUUAGCAGCAAGUGCCUUUACCCACUGAGCCAUCCUAGUGGCCCAGGGAUGAGAUUUUUAAGUAUGAUUGGAAUGUAGCUCAGGGGUAGAACACUUGCCUUUGGAUUGUGAAACUCUUGAGUUUGAUUUCCAGCACAAUGAGAAAUAAUUUAAAUAAAUAAUAAGAUGGCAGUGUAAGAAAUGCUAUUCUGAUUUACUUACCCCGUACAGCAAAAAAAAAAAAAAGCACUUUAUUCCAUUCUGUGUGUAUUCUAUGAAAUAUGAAGUAUCCCUUCCCUGCCCCAACAGCAUAAUGUAUCUGAUGACAAUGAUCUCUAGUGUUGGUAGGAGAACAAAUGCAUAGUAGAAAAUAUUUGUAUUUUCACUAGAAAUAAAUGAUACAGAGUUUAUUAUAUCAUGGUGUUUUACAUUACAAUGUUGUGUUGAUUUACAUUAAAAUUUUAGUAUUUCCAUAUA
This is a messenger RNA of Cricetulus griseus (Chinese hamster), 2839 nucleotides long. NCBI's taxonomy places the organism in Eukaryota, Metazoa, Chordata, Mammalia, Rodentia, Cricetidae. The record is from RefSeq and is a predicted model, not a curated record.